GGCUCCGCCCCCUCGGCUGCCGCCAUCUUGUUGUUGAUUCGAACGGCGGCGAGCGGGCGGCGGCGAGCGGUGGCGUUGGGGGCUCGGUGUCGCCAGCCCCCGGCUGGGCAGGCAGGGCCGGCCCCGAAGCUGCGCGCAGGAAGGAGCUCGGCAAACCGCGGUGGUAACAUGAAACCAACAUGGUUGUGGUGGAUCUGGUGCGUUCUGACUGGCACACUGAGGCCUGGGGUGGCACUGUCUUAUACUUUCCAUUGGAAUAAGGAAUGUAGGUGGUAAGUUUGAAGUUGAAUAUCCCCAGCCUGUGCUGUAGAGGAGGUAUGUUUCAUCCAUCUGUGGUUGAAAUGCAGAUACUGAAGCUGUAGAAAAUCUGACAGAGGCAUUGUUUGAGCCAUUACUCGAGCACUGCAUUGUUACCCAGGCACUUGCUGCCACUGGAUUCCCUCAGUCUGCCCAUUGGGAAUUGGUUUGUAGUGUGUUUGAAAUGUGCAUCACGGUUGAGUGUUGAUGCUGGGAUUUAAUGUCUCAGAAGUUAGUAUUGACAGAAAACUGCAGCCUGAUUUGUUUACUCUUACAUUUGACAGUGUCACACCAUCAGUCUUGGUGCUGGGCAGGGUUCAGAUUUGAACCUGACUUGCAGAGCUUGUGUGGCAGCUCAGUGGAGCCGUGGCUCUGCUUGUUUAUAUAAUGUGAUUUGCCUAGGAACAACUGCUUUUAUUUCUUACUUCCCAGUCUUUGAGAAGGAAUGUGUCAAAAAGAAGCCCAGUAAAUACAAGGAAUCCCUAGUGAGCUCUGAAAUGGGUGAGCUAGAGAAAAGGAGUGAAAAGCAAGAAGAAAAGGGAACAGAAACCUCUGCAAGAAUCAUGUCAAGUAUUUGUAUUACUUGCUGUAAACUGAAGGAACCCUUCAGAUAUAUGGAGGAGCAGCUAGCAGUCUCCCUCUUCUAUAUUCCUGACGUGAGAGGAAUGCAGAGCAGGAUGCUGGCAAGUGUUUAAUCUCAGGUUUGUUGCUGCUGUCGUAGGGGAUGGGGGAGGAAGAGGAAGUGUUUGUGCAUGGCUGCUUAGUUUCUGUUUUGCAGGCAUCGCCUGUACGCAGUGCUUGUGCUGUUCUGAUGUGGCAGCAGCUGUUAUUUUUGGCUUUCCCAGUGUGCUGUUCGGGUAGAUGUACUUUCUAAGAGAUGCAGUUCUCUUAAUUGGUGUGUUGGGGUGCCUGUGCUUCCUGUAUAGUCCCCGUCGGUGCGAACUACUCUGCAGAUAGUACUAAGGUGCAAGUCAUUUGCCUUCAGUUAUAUCUGUAGACUUGUCUAUAUGCAUUUUGAGUGGCAUUAACUGUAUAAAAGACAAGCUUCUUUAAGCUUUCUUUUAUUUUGUAUAACCCCUGUCAGCAUGCAGUCAGUUUCAUUCACAACAAAUGAUUUUACCCCCUUCUCUGGAGGUAGAGGAAUAUGCUUUGCUAUUAUAGGGUGCCUCUCUAUCUGUAUAAUGCUAUCUACGGUAGUUAACAUUAGUGCAAUUGUUUCUGUUCAAAAAUAACAUGGGUGUAGCUGUCGUAAUUAUAUUAGUAGAAGAUCUGUGUCAAUCAAAUCUGAUAAAAGCAGUAAAAAAGGUUAUGAGAUGUAAUGUGCCUGUCCUGGUAGGAUGUUACUACACAUGGUUGAGAGCUCGGGUAGAUAAGCUGUCUCUGAUUCAGCUUUUGUAGUUGGAAAGGUUAUCUCUUCCACCAGCUGUCCUGCUUCUUUGCCAAACCCUACCUUCCUUAUAUUAGGGCCUACAACAGUGUCUGUUCAGUUGCUGCAGAUUAAUAUUAAAUACUGUGGUUCAACCUUUCUUCAUUAGUACCCAUCAGGGUCUUGUGAACCAGGCCAGAUGAAGAACAGGCGUGCAUCCUGUUUUGCUCCACCCACUGGUUGGUAAUUAUCUGUUGAGGAUGGAGGAGGCAGCUGGGGGCAGUGGUCCCCUCGGCCCGGGUGGAACGGUUGGUAAAGAGCAUCUGUCAGAGCCCAGAAGAAUAAGUGCAUCCUGAAAGGAGCUCGUUGUGAAUUCUGGUCUCAGGCUUGAGAGAAGGCAUGCUCGCAAGCAUUCUGAAUUGAUGAGCAAGUAAAGAUCUAAAUAAAAGCUAAUUUAGCACUUGCUAACUCGUUUCCAUACAACAUCUUCCAGGCUGACUUGCUUCUGGUGUCCUACUCCCUCUUGAUUGUGAGAGGUUGGCUCCAUAUUCCAGUGACUGCUCAACAGAGAGAGCUUGGGUGACAUCUCUAAGGGUAUGUGGAUAUGGUUUUGUGGGAGGUCUGCUCUUGUCUUUGGAGGAUACUACAGGAGUGCCAAGAUCGUUGUAAGGAAGCAGAUCGCCCGGAGUUUCCCCGCUGUGGCUGCCUGACCGCUGCUGAGCUACCCCUCCCAGCCCAUGUGGCUCUCCCCAUGCUCCAAGAGUGCAACUGGUGCCCAACGCAAUGUGUGUUUGUCAAACCAUGGAAGUGGGCAAGUAUGGCAAGAAUGCCACUCGAUCCGGAGACCGGGGGGUCCUGCUGGAGCCUUUCAUUCACCAGGUGGGCGGCCACAGCAGCAUGAUGCGCUACGACGACCAUACUGUCUGCAAGCCCCUCAUUACCAGAGAACAGCGCUUCUAUGAGUCUCUGCCCCCAGAAAUGAAGGAGUUCACACCUGAGUACAAAGGUGUGGUAUCUGUCUGUUUUGAGGGAGACAGCGAUGGUUACAUCAACCUGGUGGCCUAUCCCUACGUGGAGAACGAGGCUCUGGAACAGGAUGAUAUGCCAGAGAGGGACCAGCCACGACGCAAGCACUCGCGUCGGAGCCUUCACAGAUCAAGCAGCGGCACUGAGCACAAGGAGGAAAAGCCUGGCCUAGCCAAUGACAGCACUGAAAGCAGCAUCCAGGAAACGAAGAGUCCCAGGGUGGACUUGCACAUCCAUUCAGAUGUUCCAUUUCAGAUGUUGGAUGGCAACAGCGGUCUGAGCUCUGAAAAGAUCAGCUAUAACCCCUGGAGCCUGCGCUGUCAUAAGCAGCAGCUGAGCCGCAUGCGGUCAGAGUCCAAGGACCGAAAACUCUACAAGUUCCUUUUGCUGGAGAACGUGGUGCAUCACUUCAAGCUUCCCUGCGUGCUUGAUCUGAAGAUGGGGACCAGGCAGCAUGGAGAUGACGCGUCUGAGGAGAAGGCUGCUCGGCAGAUGAAGAAGUGUGAACAGAGCACUUCUGCCACCUUGGGCGUGCGUGUGUGUGGGAUGCAGGUCUAUCAGCUGGACACAGGGCAUUACUUAUGCAGGAAUAAAUACUAUGGACGUGGUCUUUCCAUCGAGGGCUUCCGCAAUGCCCUCUACCAGUAUCUCCACAACGGCAUUGAGCUGCGCAAGGACCUCUUUGAGCCUGUCCUCGCCAAACUGCGAAGCCUGAAGGCAGUUUUGGAGAGACAGGCCUCCUACCGCUUCUACUCCAGCUCCCUUCUCAUCAUUUACGAUGGGAAGGACAGCAGGGCAGGGAUGUUUGUGGAGCGCCGGCCGGAGAUGCGCCUGAAGCGGGUGGACAGCUCUCUCCCGGAGAGCCUUCAGGAUGGCGGCAGCACAGAGCCCGGCUCCUCGGCCCAGCCCAAGGUGGACGUGCGUAUGAUUGACUUUGCACACAGCACGUUCAAAGGCUUUCGCGAUGACCCCACUGUGCAUGACGGACCCGACAUGGGUUAUGUAUUCGGGCUGGAAAGCCUCAUCAACAUCAUGGAACAGAUGCGUGAGGAAAACCAGUAGCCCUGGGCUACAGCCUCUUCUUCUUGUCCUGGUGGCAGGAGCAGACGAGACUACCUACUACCACAGGCAAAAAGCAGACAACUUUGGUUUUAAACAAUUGUAUUGCUCCGUUGUUUUUAAAUGUACUGGGAUAGAAGAGCUGAGGGGAGGCAGGAUGGAAGAGCUCCUCGUGCUGACCGGGUGGUUCUGACUGCACAAGCUCUGCCUUCUGGAGGAGGCUCCGUCGAUGCCUGCUGGGUGUCGGGCGUCCCGGUUCUUCGCUCGUCGCGUGUGCGUUCUGGAGGGAGGACCUGGAUGUGGGGAAGAGAGAGCAGGAGAGUCCAGGGCUCAGGGGUGGGGGUGGGGGGGCUGGAGCUGUGGUGUGAGGAGCUCUGCUGCCUCGGGAGCCCCCGGGAGAGCCUUCCCUUUGGAAUUCUCCCGAGUUAAUUGGCAAGGGUGCUCGGCUAACAGUCGGCAGGCUCUGUGGCGCUGACGGUGAGCAGCACAAGUCCUGGUCCCUGCUUUAGCUCUGCCCUGGGUGUCUUGCCGAGAUGGGGCUUUGCUUUUGAUGCUGCCUUUUUCUGCUGUUUGGGCACUGUGAGUAACCAACCCAAGCACGGAAAUAACAUGACCAAAUGCAACCCCUGGCAGAGCUGCGGCCGGGAGGGAAUGCCGCAGCCCUGGCGUUGUGCUGGGGCCCGGGGCCUGCUCGCUCUGCCCCCGAGGGGCCGGCACAGGGCCCUGGGCCACCGACCAAGCAAGAACUCGGCUCACGGGCUAGCAAUAGUAUCUGUAGCAGUUAACGUGACCCCAGCAGACAGCGGGGCCUUUCGGACCAUUUCAACCCUUCCCGUUGUGUCGUGUCGGUCCCACAGGCUCUGGGCGAGUGCGUCCCUCCAGCGCGUGGCUGGCCCCGGCCCCGCAGCCCCCGCUCCUCCGGCGGGUCUGGGCAUGGGGGUGGCGAAAGGGGAGGCCCAGAGUUGGGGCUGACCCCCCCCGCCCCCCUUCUCCUCCCUGAGGGCCUCCGGGGGGGCAAGUGAGGGGGGACCUGGCUGAGCGGUGAGUGUCAUCUCUUGACUGUUUAGCUUUGCUUCACCGAGUCCCUCUUUCCCUCAAUACCUGACCAGGUGGUGAAUAAAAGAGCCAGCUGGGAUGUGCUGUGCUGCCUGGGCUCCCUCCCCGAGCUGGUGCUUUACCCGCGGCUUCCCUUGACGAGGGCAUUAACAUUUGAUACUGUGGCCUAGUGGUACCGAGCUGUACCCCCCACCCGCAUUACUCCCCCCGUGUUUCUGUGCUGGGACCCCCGGUUGCUCCCUCCCUUGUGUCACUGACUUGUUCCAUGGUGCCCUGGCUGCCUCUGAAACUGUGUCCCUGCAAGGCCAGGCUUGGGUUUGUUUGGGUUUUGUUUUGUUUUUUUGUUUGGUUGGCUAGUGGUUUUUGGUUGGUUUGUUUUUUUGUGUGUUUUUUUUUUGUUUUGUUUUGUUUUUGUUUGUUUGUUUGUGGUUUUUUUUUUACUUUAAGAAAGCUUGGUUGGGGGAUACUCGCAUGUAGCAUGUGUGCCGACUCUUGUGUGUGCACGGUCUGGUUGGAAAGUGUUCGUGCUCGGCUGGUGCCCGGCUGUGGCCGCCCCAGCGGGCGCGGGGCUGCGGCAGGGAGGGUGGAAGGGGGGCCGGGGCAGUGCCAGCUUUGUCCCAAAUCGUACCUCUACCCUUUUCCCACUCUCUCACCUAUUCCAAAGCUUGCCCGAGCCACCGCUCCGCCGGGGCUCUCCAGGCCGGGACCUCGGCGGCUGCCCGGCUUCGGGGGGAGCCCCGGGUACCGAGAGCAGCCGCCCCGCAGCCCGCCCUGUGCAUGUCCUUGUCCCCACCCCGGGGCGGGCGCAGGGCCCUUCCUCCGGGGGAGCACCUCGGGCCCCCCCCAGCGCUGACUCCCGCCCUUCCUCUUCCUCGCCGGGGCCGGGGCUCCCCUCCCCCUUCGGACCACCGCGCUAGGACUCCGCAGCUUGUACAUAGCCUUGACCCCCCCCCCCCCCCCCCCGUUUGUUUUUACAUGAAUAAUCACCUUGUUUGUGCUUCACAGAGAACCAAAAACCAUUAAAGGAUCCGUUUUUGUC
Messenger RNA from Tyto alba (common barn owl), 5843 nucleotides. RefSeq names its product inositol hexakisphosphate kinase 1 (gene IP6K1). Gene Ontology annotation, biological process: phosphatidylinositol phosphate biosynthetic process; inositol phosphate biosynthetic process. The record is from RefSeq and is a predicted model, not a curated record. Gene Ontology annotation, molecular function: inositol hexakisphosphate kinase activity. The coding region runs from base 2447 to 3751 and encodes 434 amino acids. The transcript is spliced from 9 exons. Gene Ontology annotation, cellular component: cytoplasm; nucleus. NCBI's taxonomy places the organism in Eukaryota, Metazoa, Chordata, Aves, Strigiformes, Tytonidae.